This is a messenger RNA of Cimex lectularius (bed bug), 649 nucleotides long. RefSeq lists its product as uncharacterized. The transcript has 2 exons. The coding region runs from base 114 to 572 and encodes 152 amino acids. NCBI's taxonomy places the organism in Eukaryota, Metazoa, Arthropoda, Insecta, Hemiptera, Cimicidae. The record is from RefSeq and is a predicted model, not a curated record.
AUGGCUGCGGUUUUUUGAACGGGACCAACCGUCAUUUUUAUGUUAUCGUUUGACCGUUACAGACACGAAUAUUACUGCUGAGUCAGGUUGUUGUUGUACUGACUAUUUACUAAAUGUCAAAGCUAUCAGAAAGAUUAUUGAUCAAGAAGAAACCAGUGACGCCUGUAAAGCCAGAUGACAAAAACGAUAAAGGAGAGCCAUCAUUCAUUCAGCCGCCUACUGUCACACAAAAUCCAUUCCCUGCAAGAGGAAGGGGAAGGGGAAGAGGAAGAGGACGGCUUCCUGUCACACAAGAAGUGGGGCUGCCACCAGCUCUGGAAGACCCCAUUGUCAAACCAAAAGGUAGAGGAAGAGGCCGCCUUGACCCGAAAUUUUACCACCUUUUGCCCAAAACAGAUGACAACAAAGACAACAAAGAUGCCAAUGCAGGUCAAACGGAACAAGCAAGGGAAUCAAUUCAACCACUACCGUUGAAUUGGUUCCCUUGUAUUAAUGAUGAAAAGGAGAUGAUGAAAUUUAUACAACAACAGGCAAGAGGAAGAGGAAAAUGGUUCUACAUACAAAAACAGUAAAAUAGUUCUCCUUUAAAGGUUUUCUAGAAACCUUUAAAUGUUAGAUUGAUAUAAAAUAAAGAUUAGCUUUGACAUAA